Tricharina praecox is the source of this 3424-nucleotide messenger RNA. Its product is annotated as Pleckstrin homology domain-containing protein. The transcript is spliced from 4 exons. NCBI's taxonomy places the organism in Eukaryota, Fungi, Ascomycota, Pezizomycetes, Pezizales, Pyronemataceae. Gene Ontology annotation, cellular component: prospore membrane. Bases 207 to 3332 code for a protein of 1041 amino acids. Gene Ontology annotation, biological process: protein localization to prospore membrane; ascospore-type prospore membrane formation. The record is from RefSeq and is a predicted model, not a curated record.
CCACGCAACGCAACGACAUUCUAAGCAAAGCCAUAUGACGCAGCAGCGCCCGUUGCAGUAGAUAGCUGCACCGCACUUCCCCUGACGACGCGCCACUCUCGCACCGACCUGCGACCGCCGCCCGGUAUUUCCUUCUUCCACUUCUUUCACGGCGACGACGACGCGUUGCCUGAAAGCAGCAGUAGUAGCCAGCAGUAGCAGCAACAAUGUCAACGCGCACCGACGACGAAGAAGAGCUCGAGCUGGAGGAGGUGUUGGAUUCCGCGAGCUACACCGCCCACAGACUGCACCACGCAACGCCAGCGCAUCUGCACCUCACAUCACGACGAAUCUUCGUCGGCCCCCUCCCGAAAGGCUGGAUCAAGAACAAGGGCACCGAAUGGUACAAGCAGCACAUCCACUACACGAAGCGCACGUCGACGUUCAGCGCAUCCGGUGCUGCGGGAGGGCGCAGCGUCACGGGCCUAACCAUGCCGAUCCCUCGGCGCAAUUCGCGGGCCGCCGCCGUCGCUCCCGCACCCAUCGCGAUCCCGCUUCCGAGCACCUCGCACGCCUCGAGUCCGACGAUCCGGCCGGCCGCCAGACGAGGUGUUUCGGCGCCGCUGCAGUCGACGAGCGCCAGCCCGCCGACGCCGCCGCGAACCGGCGACACGGACGUAUCCGCGGCGACGGCGCGCGAGCGCCCGGCCACGGCCGCGGCCGCGCACGAAUGGCCGAACUCCUUCGCGACGGCGAAUGAGACGUGGGAGCACAGUGAGGAAUUCCGGCGGCGGCGCCACGCAGCCACCACCGCGGAUGGGGUGGCACCCGCAGACAGCGAGGCAGGUGCGAGUACCAUUUCCGCUCCGAACAGCUUCCAGGCUGGUGCUGGUGUCCUUGAUUCCCAGGCGUCGUUGCUGAGGGCGGACCGGAGCGAUCAGCGUAGGUUGAGUGAUCCCGCAUCACCCCCACAACCACCGGAUAAGAAGGAGUCGCUGGAAGAGCUAGAGCCGACGCCCUGGAAUGCGCCUAGUAGUCGCGUUUCUACUAAUCCCGAGCGCGUCACCGGCGGCUUGGUCAGGUUCAAUACCGCCGACAUGGAUGUCCUGCGGAAUAGGGACGAACACGCGCAGCAGAAGGUGGCGGGGUUGAGUAGGGCCCGCUCACUGGGGCUCGUGAAACGGAGACACUCGAGCCUCAAGCGGCAUGAUGGCGAGAUCCUGAAGAUGGAGAGUAUGCUUGUACGUAUCGAAGCCACGCAUGCAACACACCUGCCGGAUGACUACGAUGAGAACGAGAGCCUCAAGGUCAACACCAGAAUCGUAGAUAAGUGGCGAGAGUACGUGGUCGUGUGCAGAGAGAACGAUGAUCCGGACGUCCCCAUGGUAGUAAGGUUUUACAAGAGCCGGACUAUCCCGGCGGUCGAUAAGCAGCACGUCUCGUCACGAACUGCGAGGGAGAUCCCGCUGAAUCCCAAAACGACCAGAGCAAAUCUUUAUUCGUCACUCGACAAGACCCUGGUUAUAUGGCUUCCUGGCAAAAGGGGCACGCUUAUAUACAUCAUGCGGCCUCGGUGUGCCUCCAGCUCCGUGGAGUGGUACACCUUCUUGCGGACAGCGCUCGGCGAGCCGCAGGGCAAAUCUUUGCAGCUGUCAGUGCCGGACCUGACGCUAACGAUCAACAUUGAGAACCCAUUCAACCGGGAGGACCACACGAAGCACAACGCUGUGGGCGACAUCACCGAGAUCGCGGAGCGGGACGUCGCUGGGACCAUCCUCAAGAAGAGCAUGAGCAUGCUCGAGAACGUGAACGAGUGGGAAAACAUCCUGGUGCACUGGAAGACGCACGAGCGGAUGGGCCUGGCGUGGAGGCGCUAUGAUCGCCUAGAAUGGGUGCACGGCGUCAAUGAGCAGCGCAUGGAUGGCUCCAUCGCCAUGCAGAAGACCCACGAGCUAGAGCUGCGCCCGAAGAUCCACUAUCCGACCGAGAGCACGCUCGAGACUGGCGAGAAGAUGACGGAGCCGCCGCCCGUGGAGGGGUUCUUGGUCCGUCUGACGUCGGGCAAGGGACGGGGCGAGAGACUCGGGAGGAAGUUCCAGAAGCGCCAGUAUUGGGCUACGCACGAUCAGUAUCUGUGUUACUGCCAACCUGGCCGCGCACUCCCGCCCGCACCGCCGAAAUCGCUGCAUAGAGGCGGCGUUACCCCGACGCUGAGCGAAAUCGCGGCGGAGAUGCCGUUGAUUUACUGUGUUUCGCCGUUCGCCCUGAAUGCGGAGAGUGAUAUCGAAUGGCUAGCGGCUGAUCCUGUCCCCGGCCACAUCAAGAGGAAGGACGAGGAAGCGUAUCACGAGGCCGAGAGGAGAGUCAAUCUGCUCGGUAAAGCCGAGGGGUUCGUCGAUCUCACAAAGGCCAUCCAGGCGCGCCGCGUGGUUCCCGACUGCACACCCGGCGGUGGCGACGGGCCCGCAGAAGAGUCAGACGGCAGCACCGUGCAAAGCGACGACGAGAUGUGUUUCGAGAUCGUAUUGGACAACGGGCUCGCGCUGAAAUUGCAAGCGUUCGAUGCACAGACACGCGACGAGUGGAUCCUGCGGCUGGAUGAUCUGAUCAAAUACUGGCGCGCGCGCGACCGCGGCGACUUGGCUAUCAUCCGCCGCAUCAGGGAUACGAACCUUAAACAGCUGAAUAUGGAUGAGGAGAUGGAGUCGCUGAUGGGGCAGUUUGGGCGGAAAUGGGAGGUUUCUCGCACCAUCGCGUCUGGCGAGCUGUUCAAUGUCUGCGGCCUCUCGUCCUGCCGCACCAUCACCCUAUCCGGCCCACUGUACCGCAAACCGCGGCGCCACGCCACCUUCCGCCGCUACAACGUGAUCCUGUGCAACGGCGAGCUGCUAAUCUUCCAGCACACGACACGGGGGCGCACAGGAAAAGAAGUGCGGACCGCACUACAAGAGAAGCACAUCACGUUCCCGCUGCGGGACUGCUACAUCUACAGCGGGCUGGUGACGAGCUCCGACCUGCUAUACCAAAACCGCACAUUCGACUCGAACUCUCCGGGGCGCCACGCGCUCCCCCGGAUCUUCGCUGACGGAUACACCUCCCACGACGAGGACUCGAUGACCUGCUUCGUGCUGUGGCAUGGUAGUCGGCGAUCGGUCUUUACGAAGCGAGAUGAGGAGGGUGGCAAGGUCGCUACGAGACUCGUGCCCCCGCUGGGGCACACGGGAAAGACGAUCGUGUUUAAGGCCAGGAGUAGGCUCGAGAGGGACGCUUGGGUCAUGAGUAUCACUAUGGAGAUUGAACGGUUAAAUGUCGGCGCGCCGGAGGAGAUUAAUGUGGCCGUGCCGAAGAAGUAGAGGUUUGCGUGGGGAGGGCGGGGCAAGGUCUAUUCCUUUCUUUUCCUUUCCUCCUUUCCUCACCCGUUUUUUUUUGGGAAGUUGCGUUGCUU